AUGGUCGACGCUUUUCACAGUGAGAGCGGGCUUGUCUCGACGGCGGCUCGGCCGGUUCGCAAGAAGUUCGCCAAACCACCUGUCAAGGUAGCUUGUUUGCCUUGCCGCGCUUCGAGAACCCGAUGUGGUGGACAAGAGCCAUGUUCUAAUUGUGUCGCCAAAGACCGCAAAUGUUCAUACCUACCCAGCAAACGGGGUGGGCCGCGGAAAAAGAAGCAAAGGCCCUCUGAGUCUCCAGAAGAGGAGCCGCAACAAGAUGACGCCCAAUACCUGGCCGUCUCUGGGGACUUUGACGAGUCACCGGACAUGUUUACUCAAAUCGAUGUACUCUCUUUGCCAGGUGCGGGAUUACGGCAUUUGGAUUUUCCUACUUCUAUGUUCCAGAGCUACUAUGCUGGUGAUACUGGUGCUUCGCAUGUCCCUCUGGAAUUGAUGCCGUCGCCAUUAAGUGACACUCAGUGCUUCGUACGACUCUAUGGUAGUGAACCGGAAAUUUUGAACGCCUACUAUGACUUUAUCCAUACUUAUUUUCCAAUUCUUCCUCCACGGGUGGCGCCGCCGUGUCAGGACAGACCUCUUCAGUGUCCGAUCCCUUGUUCCAACCCACCAGAUGAGCCCAUAAUUAUGUACCGACCUCGAUCUCCUUUGAGUCUUGCGAUAUCAGCAGUUCUGGCAUUAAUUCCGCAUCCCGAGGACCCUGAUCCAUCCUCGCCUGCGUCGAUCCUCCAACGCAGGAUAUAUGCCCAUAAAUUUGCGCAGCUAGCCAGUUCGAUUAUUGAUGCGGAAUGCGAUCUCGACCUGUCAUCAACUGAUCCAGGGCAGGCUCUAUCUAGUGAACGACCUACAGUCAACCGUGAGAAACUUCAUCCUCGAACCCCAGAAGAUUUAGAGACACUUUUGUCCUUAUUGAUUCUUUCGGUAUACGAAUAUACCCAGAGAGGAAAUUUACUCAAAAUGAGAUACCGGGCAGGUCAAGCUUUGGCUCUAGCUUUGGACAAGUCACUCCAUGAUCAUCAUGCAGAAGAUGUGUUCUCUGAAGCUCGAAGGAGAGCGUGGUGGAUGACAUACUACUGUGUGAUUCAAGGUUCGAUCGUAAGCACAACUCCACCGACGAUCGUCAUUAAUGAUCCUCAAUUUACGACACCAUAUCCACGAUUUUCGUCUGAUGCAGAGGGAUGGUCCAUUUUGAUACAGGCUCAACAAGUGCUGGUAUCUGCAACUCAAUUUAUCGCAGACUUGAACAAGUGUCUCUCUACGCAGCAGGGCCUGCAAUUCUUGUUUGAUCGAAUGCAACAUCUAGAUUCCUGGACAAACUCUGUGCUCCAACAAGCCGAAAUGGGAGCAAUAACAUCACAUGAACCAGUGUUCGGUUAUCCGGAAAUCACCACUGCUCAAAGUAUACGAACGAUAUCCAAGAUCAAGUUGUCCAGUGCCCAAAUCAAAACCCACCGUUUUCGGGCCUUCUCUGACAUCCCAAUAUUCAUCAAACGCCACUGUGACCUAACAACCGCCAACCAGACCCCGUCCAAUGCAGAACUCACAACCAAACAACCCGUUACAGGACCCAGCAUGAAUAGUAUCUCCUGCUCAUGCAGCAACCUGGACCAGUUCCAACGAGCCUCAUCAACUGAAUAUCUCACCCCGUCAGACUCAUCCACCUCAUCAGACAUUCACCCUUACAUACCACAGUAUCCACAUUAUCCCUUUGUACCCGGUUUCCCUUACAGUCCUCACCACUCCGCCAAGAUCUGUUUCCGCGCCGCAAUGGUCAUCUCACGCAUGUUCGAAAGUCUUCCGUAUCCGCAGCCGAUUUAUGAAGGGCAUCAGCAGGGCCGCCCUCUCCCCAGGACUAUGCCUUCAUUUGCAUGCUGUCUCAUGCAGAGUAGCUACGCGAUGUUCAUGCUAUUCUACAAGGCACGUGUGGCGAAGCAGAUGUCACCUGAAGGGGAAUGUGAAAUUUCAAGAGACUCGAAUGAUAGGGUCCUUGAGGAACUACAGCAAGGUCUUGAACGAAUUCUUGGAGCUGUGUCUAAUUAUUCGAUGGCAUUUGAAGCGUUAGAUGGGAUGAGAGAUGAAAUCCAAGGAGCAUAUCAGACAGCAUUUCCACGGACUGCUAUUUGA
Messenger RNA from Penicillium malachiteum, 2121 nucleotides. RefSeq lists its product as uncharacterized. Bases 1 to 2121 code for a protein of 706 amino acids. The transcript is spliced from 9 exons. Gene Ontology annotation, biological process: regulation of DNA-templated transcription; DNA-templated transcription. The record is from RefSeq and is a predicted model, not a curated record. Lineage: Eukaryota; Fungi; Ascomycota; Eurotiomycetes; Eurotiales; Aspergillaceae. Gene Ontology annotation, molecular function: zinc ion binding; DNA binding; DNA-binding transcription factor activity, RNA polymerase II-specific.